GACUAUGCUCGUUUAUCCCAGCUUUCCCAGCAUCUCGGCUCAUCUUUUCUUUUCUUCGCGACAUCGCUCGCGGUCUCGUCGCGUCUCUCUCUCCAGUCUCUACCCUAAAAGUCGACGAGUGUUUAGAGGAGGUUCGUGAACAGACGCGGCUAGAGCCACUAUUAACGUGCCGCGCGAGUCGCACGUUCGCGUAUAAGGUAGAUGCUCACGCAUUUGCGAAUCGGGGAUGGAUGGCGUGCGUGCUCUACAUCCGUGACACGGUUCUCGCGGGCGGGCAGGUCGGGUGGGUAAUGGUCCAUCGGAACUACAGGGGCUCGCGUGUUCCGUGCGGCUGUUUAUGAAUCGCGCCGUCGUACGUACACGGGCCGUACGUGCCGCGUUCACCUACACACAAGGACGCGCGAGCGAUGAGCCCGCUACUCGUUUGCGCGUUUACGACACGGUGUACGGUGCACCGUGCAUCGCUGGGAACCAGUUUGCACGCACACAGGAGGACGGCGACAACGCCGUUCUCCUCCCCCUCGGAAGAAGUACGCUGUCGUGUGCGCGCACCUGAUGGGAAAAAAAAACCCGUUUGCGAGCAAAGGACGGCGAGCUUCAACUUCGGUUUGAAUUUCUCUUACGCGCUUGCAAAGUAAUGAUGAGCGACUCGUCCCACCACCAGGGACCAUCCGGGCCCACUUUGAGGCAGGCCCAGCGCGACGACCGCUCUCAAAGCCGUAUUAAAGGCAAAAGUGGGCACCACCACCAUUCGUCCAUAGCCAUCGCCACCCGCCAUCCGCCGUCAUCAUCGUCUCGCAGGAGGCCGCUAUAUACUUCCCGCGGGAGGUGGUGGGUUGGCUCGCGACGACAUUGUGCACACUUCGGUGUCUACUAAGGCGGAGAUCUACGUAUAUAAACUCGUCGGGGCGAGACGCGAGUUCAGAAGUCUUGUGCUACUCCUCGAUCCACGUACCGGAAUUGGCAGGACUCUUCGCGAUAUCGACCAGCUGAUCGAGGGGAAGGGCCGCCACUUUGCCGCCGCCCGCGCAUCUUCAUCCCUUUCUCGCGCUUCUGCACCUUUCACGGCUUUCCGCCCUACAAAAAAGCACCAUGAAGACGACUUUCAUACUGAUGCUGCUUGGCCUCGGUGUCUGUUUGGCUAACCCCCUGGAGAAGAAGGAAAAAAUAAGCGUCGUUGAGCAGCAGUCCGUGACGUUAACAGAUCGAGCUAAAUACGAGGAGGAGCUUCUUCGUAAACUCAACUCGAAAUGCUCCCAGAACGACAUCAGCAGCUGCGUGAUGUUGAAGUUGGUGACGUACAUGAACAAAUUGUUGAAGAAGGCUUCGAUCGAGCUCACGGACGACAUCGAGAUUAGGAAGACGAGCCAGACGUCGGAGGAUGUGAUCACGUUCGAGGCCGGCAGAAGCAAGGACGAUGAGCUUCAGAUACUCGAUCUAGUCGCGAAUAAAGUUUACGCUUUCAUCAAAUCGAGAAGUAUCAAAUGGAGGAUUCUACCCGAAGAUGACAUCGUCGUGUCCGCGUCGGAAGACGGGACCGGCUCGCUAAACUUGGGUCUGUCUAUUGAGCGCGCCGACAGACCCGUUCAAGACGGUCGUGGGAAGAAGAACAAUAUGGGCCCAUUGAUCGCCGCGGCCGUCUUAAAGAUUGGUCUCAUCGGCGGUCUCGCGUUCAAGGCUCUCGCCCUCUUGGUCGGCAAGGCUCUUCUCCUGUCGAAGAUCGCGCUUCUAUUGGCUAGUAUCAUAGGCCUGAAGAAACUCUUCUCGCAAGGAAAGCACGUGACCUAUGAGGUAGUAGCGCAUCCUCACCACAGCUCGAGUCAUUCACUCGACCAUGGCGGUCACGAUAGUUACUCUAGCGGUUGGGCGAGGAGCUUCCACGAACAAACGUCGAUUCCUGGACAGCCAGACGCCCACGAGCUGGCUUAUGCGGCGCACGUAAAGUGAUUGAUUCCUACCGUUCGAAGAAGGAUCCAAUAAUCGCCGAGAUCGACAUUCGAGGCGGCAAGUGCGACGUUCUUGGAUCCGUACCAAACGUAUUCUUCAGAAUUAUCCCUAGGCUUACUCUCUCUACAGAAUAUUUAUUUCUAUUCAUAAUUAUCCAUUGUACUUCGUCCUCUUUCCUCUCUCAUUUCUCUUACCGUCCACAUUGUGGUCCUCUUCAAGUCUCCCUUUUUCGUUGAUACUAUUAUACCUGAAUUGCCGAACGACUGCACGACGCAUGAAUACGUCAAUGACGCACAGCGACGCACGUGUUUAUGACAACGGCGACAUCAGGAUGUCACACGACGAUUUACGAAUACGUAGGCAGGUGGGCAGGAGACUCUUGGAUGCGUACGCAUGGGGGAUACGCGUCGCAAGAAUCUCACCUACUUUCGUGACGCUACUUGCGAAUAUAAUCGCGGAUACUGCGAGACUCUCGUCAUUAGGACAUCAAAUUAUGUACGAGCGUUAUAUUCUUCUCGCUUCUCACAUUACAGUAUUUAGAUCUGUGAUAUCUCGAGAGCUUAGAAUUACAUGCAUCAAACGUUAAAUGUGAUUACUCCACUUCUCGUUUGUCUUCUCGCCGUAUAUUUAACGCUAGACACAACAUCAUUUCAUAUUGAAUGGAAAGCCUUCUAGAUUAAAUUCAGAAGCAAGACUAUGAUUAUACUUGACGUUAAAUGUGCGGUUAAACGAAGAUGAGAGAAUCUUUUAUUGUCAUUGCUCAUUCGACAACUAUUAUUCUCAUUUAUUUUUAUAUCUAUAAGAAUAUUUUAUUAAAUUUA
Messenger RNA from Vollenhovia emeryi, 2768 nucleotides. RefSeq lists its product as uncharacterized. The record is from RefSeq and is a predicted model, not a curated record. NCBI's taxonomy places the organism in Eukaryota, Metazoa, Arthropoda, Insecta, Hymenoptera, Formicidae. The transcript is spliced from 3 exons. The coding region runs from base 1093 to 1947 and encodes 284 amino acids.